AUGGAAGAAAUGCGAUCAUUGUUAGAUUCCCUUAUGGGAAAGGAUAGAAAUGAAAUGGAUUCCAAAAAAAAAAAAUAUUCUUUUAAAGAUGAAAAUGUAUGCAAAUAUUAUUUAAUUGAUUUUUGUCCACAUGAUCUAUUUCCUAAUACGAAAAGUGAUAUAGGAAGAUGCAAAAAUAUUCAUUCAGAAGUAUUAAAAGAACAGCUUGAAAAUGAUGAAAACUAUAAAUAUUAUUUAGCAAAAUACCAACAAAAAUUUAUGAAAACCUUAGAGAAAAUUAUUGAAGUUGCUGACAUAAAAAUAGAAAAAAGUAAAGAAAAAUUAAAACAGUUAUCAGUGAAUUGCAAGAAUUCAUUUGAUAAAAAAUCGAAAAUAGAAAGUAUUAAUAAUCACAUAUGUAAUCUCUUAAAACAAUCAGAGGAAGCAGGAGAAAAGGGAGACUUAAUAAAAGCUACUAGUUUUAAUAAUCAAAUUACUAUGCUACAAGCAGAAAUCAAAAGAUUAAAUGAAGAAAAUGAUAAAGCAAAUGAAACAAAUUUAAAGGUAUGUGAAGUAUGUGGUGCUAUGCAGUCUGUUGGUGAUUUAAUUCAACGAUUUGAAAAUCAUAUAAAUGGUAAACAACAUUUAGGUUUUGAAAAAAUAAGAAAUACAUUGGAUAAAUUAAAAGUAGGAAUAAAAGAAAGAGAAGAAAUUAUUGAAAAACAUAAAAAAAUGAAAUAUGAUAAGGAUAAUCAUUUGAAAAGAAGAAGAAAUAGUGAAAAUGGUGAUAAAAGAAGAUCAAGUGAUUAUAGGAGUUCAAAACACCAUAAAUCUCCUGAUAGAAUUCAUAAAAUACACCAUUCAAGAAAAAGCAAACGAUCAAGAAAGCAUUCAUCGUCGUAUAGAAGUAUUUCAAAUAGUUCAUAUUAUUCGAAUGACAGAUAUAGAAAACGCUCAAGUAGACAUAAAAAAGAUAGAUAA
Molecule: messenger RNA, 960 nt
Organism: Plasmodium relictum
Lineage: Eukaryota; Apicomplexa; Aconoidasida; Haemosporida; Plasmodiidae
Product: U1 snRNA associated protein, putative
Exons: 8
Coding region: 1-960 (319 amino acids)
Biological process (GO): mRNA splice site recognition
Cellular component (GO): U2-type prespliceosome; U1 snRNP
Molecular function (GO): mRNA binding
Source: RefSeq, a predicted model, not a curated record